AAGUCAUCUGUGUGAGAGAGAGGAAGCGAGAGAGAGGAAGCGAGAGAGAGAGAGAGAGAUGUGUUCAGUUUCCGGGCCGUUGUGAUGGACACUGUGAUGAAGGACGGCCAGAGACUGCAGUGUUCAAAUCUGACAGAGGAAAGCAGUGAAGUUCUGUCCUCAGUCCUAAGCUCUUCAAGGCUGAGAGAGCUGGACCUAAGUGGGAACAUCCUGCAGGAUUCAGAGGAGAAGCUGCUAUCUGCUGGACUGGAGACUCAACACUGUAUGCUGGAGAUACUAAGGUUGUGUUGGUGUGAUCUUUCAGAACAAAGCUAUAGAGUUCUGUCUUCAGUUCUCAGCUCACACUUGUUCAGACUGAGAGAACUGGACCUGAGUGGGAACAAAGUGCAGAUAUCAGAACUGAAGCUUCUCAGUGGUGGACUGGAGAACCCUCACUGUACCCUGGAGACCCUGAGGUUGUGUUGUUGUAACCUGAUGGAGGAAAGCUGUGGAGCUCUGUGCUCAGUCCUGAUCUCCUCCAGGUUGAGAGAGCUGGACCUGAGUAGCAAUUCUCUGCAUGAUUCAGGAGUGAAGCUGCUCUCUGCUGGACUGAAGACUCCAUGGUGUACACUGGAGAAACUGAGGUUGUGUUUGUGUAAUCUGAUGGAGGAAAGCUGUAGAGUUCUCUCCUCAGUUCUCAGCUCAAACUCCUCUAGGCUGAGAGAGCUGGACCUGAGUAACAACAACCUGCAAGAUUCAGGGGUGAAGCUGCUCACUGCUGGACUGGAGACUCCACACUGUACACUGGAGAUACUGAGAUUGUAUGGUUGCUAUCUGACAGAGGAAAGCUGUAGAUCUCUCUCCUCAGUUCUCAGCUCAAACUUCUCCAAGCUGAGAGAGCUGGACCUUAGUGAUAAUAAAGUGCAAGAUUCAGGAGUGGAGCUGCUCACUGCAGGACUGGAGAACACACAAAGUACAUUGGAGAUACUGAGGUUGUGUUUAUGUGAUCUCUCAAAAGAAAGCUGUAGAUCUCUCUCCUCAGUACUCAGAUCCUCCAGACUGAGAGAACUAAUGCUGUGGGAUAAUAAAGUGCAGGAUUCAGGAGUGAAGCUUCUUGCUGCUGGCCUGGAGAACCCACACUGUACACUGGAGACACUGGAACUGACACGCUGCAGUGUUACAGAAGAAGGUUGUGUUGCUCUGGCUUUAGCUCUGAGGUUAAACUCCUCCUCACACCUGAAAGACCUGAACCUGGACUACAAUAAACCAGGAGCAUCAGGUGUAAAGCUGCUCUCUGAUCUUCUGAAUGAUCCACACUGCAAACUGGAGACCCUGAGCAUGAAAUAAACACCGUGUGGAAGAUGAACAAAUUAAA
Silurus meridionalis is the source of this 1354-nucleotide messenger RNA. Its product is annotated as ribonuclease inhibitor-like. Lineage: Eukaryota; Metazoa; Chordata; Actinopteri; Siluriformes; Siluridae. Bases 85 to 1326 code for a protein of 413 amino acids. Gene Ontology annotation, molecular function: protein binding. The record is from RefSeq and is a predicted model, not a curated record. The transcript is spliced from 10 exons.